This is a messenger RNA of Rubroshorea leprosula, 1291 nucleotides long. NCBI's taxonomy places the organism in Eukaryota, Viridiplantae, Streptophyta, Magnoliopsida, Malvales, Dipterocarpaceae. The record is from the annotation of a GenBank genome assembly.
UCGAUUUUUCUCCCUUCUCCCUUUUGCAGAUCUGCGACGGCCACCAUCACCCUUGUUCCUUCACCUCCGACCUUCACCAUCUCCCUUCUCCCUUCUGCAGAUCUGCACGGCCACCAUCACCCCUGUUCCUUCACCUCCAACCUUCACCAUCCUCUUGCUAGCUAAUCGUCACGCUCAUCUCACCAAUCACCAAGAAGACGAUAUAGAUCUAGCCGCAAGCCCCUUGGGACUCUGACCUUGACAUCUUCUUGCGUCUCAUCAUCAUCACUGCCUCCACCUUCAUCACCGGUAAGCAGAGGGUUUCAGCAGCCACCAGAAAGGGAGGAUCUCUCUUCUUCAAAAAAAUCUAAAGUGGUUGUCAACACCGCCGGUACGCCGAAAUACCGGCCGGAAUACCGAGAUUUGACCGAAAUGAGCGAAAUUUGACCGAAACGAAAUUAAGCUUUAUACCGUUUCGGUGCAAUGGAAAAUCCGGUACGUUUCGGUGCAAUGACUCAUUAGGCACCUAGUAUAUGUAGUAAAUAAGAGUUCAGGGUAAUAAUUUGGGAAAAGAAGAGGGUUCUGGUGAGCGAAGGAGAUUUGAGAGUAAAGAGAGAUGUCCUAUUUGCUACCGCAUCUGCACUCAGGGUGGGCUGUGGAUCAGGCGAUCCUGGCGGAGGAAGAGCGGCUCGUUGUCAUCCGGUUUGGCCACGACUGGGAUGAAACCUGCAUGCAGAUGGAUGAGGUGCUUGCUUCAGUUGCUGAGACCAUUAAGAACUUUGCUGUGAUAUAUCUUGUGGACAUAACUGAAGUGCCAGAUUUUAACACAAUGUACGAGCUGUAUGACCCAUCAACAAUCAUGUUCUUCUUUAGAAACAAGCACAUUAUGAUUGACCUUGGCACUGGGAAUAACAACAAGAUCAACUGGGCUCUCAAGGACAAGCAGGAGUUCAUUGACAUUGUUGAGACAGUGUAUCGCGGGGCAAGGAAGGGCCGUGGUCUGGUAAUUGCUCCAAAAGACUAUUCCACCAAGUACCGCUACUGAGGACUCUCAGAUUCUGUAGUUGAUUUUAAACAUGUUAAGAUCAUCUUCUGCAAACUUGUUGCAGACAAAUUGCAUAGGAAUUAAGUACAUGUGGGUGUCAUUUCUAGUUUUCUACUUCUUUGCGUAUUUGUGUGAUGUUUACUUGUUUCAUUUGACAUCAAGGUUACUGGACAAAAUGAAUAAUAUUGGAUGUAUUUUGGAUAUUUUCAGACAUGAUUUAUAUUGUUUGUGAGUGGACUAUGCGUGGAAUAGAUUAAUUCAACAGAA